Molecule: messenger RNA, 4181 nt
Organism: Clunio marinus
Lineage: Eukaryota; Metazoa; Arthropoda; Insecta; Diptera; Chironomidae
Source: the annotation of a GenBank genome assembly
AUAGUUUUAUUUAAUUCUAUGUAAGCUAUGUGUCUUGACGUGACUUGCAACAAUAGUAAACAAAAUAUGAUCAAGUUAUCGGAGGAGAAUUCAAUAAUUCAAGAGCAAUCUAAUUCACUAUCAGAAUGUCAAGUGAAAUGCUUAUGUGGAGGAAGUUUAGUUAACUUUCCGCCUAUUUUUGAUCCAAAUGGAGAAUCCAUUUAUGUAGUUUGGAAUGACCAGAUUCGAAUGUUUAGUAUUCAAACAGGAGAAUGCUUAAGAAAUCUUGAAGAAAAUAGAGAUGGUGAUAUUGUUGGAGUUCACAUUGAUACAGAGACUGAGAAAUCUCUUGUUGCCUGCACAAAAAAUGGGACAAUCAUCAUCUGGAAGUUGGAAUCAUUUCUCAUUGUCAGUAAAUUGAAAUUGAAUCUAGGCAAAUUAAUGGAAGUUACCAAUUUCGUUUUUUCAUCGAUUGAUGGCGUUGCUCAUGGAAUUGUCAGUUUGAUAGACGAAAACGAGAAAAUUCAACUUGUUCUUGUAGAACUCAAGAAAGGAACUGUUGUCCAACGUUAUGAUAUUCCCUUCAUUAAUGGUUCCAAUCAUCACAAAUUGAAAAUUUCUGAUGGUCAUCCAGGAUCAAAUUUCUUCGUUGUAGUUCAAAAGCAAAUAAUCUUCGUUGUCGAUAAAAUGUCAAAGGAUUUCAUAACUCACAAGAAUGAUACGACAAUAAAAGUUGUUGUUUGUCAUCCUGAAAUGGAAAUGUUUGCAACUGGCGACUAUGUUGGACGAAUUAAACUUUGGCACAAGUUUUUCGAUGAGAAGCCAGUGAUCAGUUUACUUCAUUGGCAUCAUCAAAUCGUUUUAAGUCUCGCAUUCUCUCAAUCUGGUACAAUUCUUUAUUCCGGAGGGCUUGAGUCAGUUCUUGUUAAAUGGCAUAUUAAAAAUAAGCUUCUUGAAAGAGAUUUUCUUCCUCGUUUAUCUGGAAGCAUUGCGCAUAUCAAAGUAGACACAAAACAUGAUAAAAUCGCUUUGUCAAUCGAUGAUAAUGGAAUUCAAAUCAUCAAUUCAAGUUUCACUAAACUCCAGACAAUUCAGGACUUUACAAAGAUUUCCAAAUAUGAUUUGAGUGUUUCGCAACCUUUUCCUGCUGGGAUCAAGUUGAAUCCGAGAAAUCAUCAUCUGGUUAUGAAUGGAAGAAUCGGUCACUUGCAAUUUUUCUCAACAAAAACAAUGAAACUUCUCUUCAACAUUGACAUAACAAUGAGGAAUGUCAUACCUCGUGUUAAGAAGCUCAACAUCUUCAACACUCACGUGACACGAGUUGCACUUUCACUCGAAUGGAUGGCAACAGUUGAAAGUUGGAAUGAUCGAGUUCAUCAUCCUGAUUCGAGAUUAAAGUUUUGGAAGUUUCAUGAUGAAAAGCAAACUUAUUCGCUCCACACACAAAUUGAACAAGCUCAUCAGAAUGACAUCAUGUCGGUUGAUUUCUCAACGAAAGAAGUGUCAAAAGCUCUUAUUUGUGCGACAGCUGGACUUGAUAAUUGUAUAAAGAUUUGGUCAUUGGAAAAUGCUGAAGAUGUGAAGAAUUCGAAAAAGAUUUGGUUGUGCAUCGAGGAAUUAAAUUAUAAAAAUCUUCCAGUUCGGCAUUUUAGUUUCUCACAAGAUUCAUCAUUAAUUGCAGCUGGUUUUGGAAAUGUUUUAUGUGUUUGGGAUACGAUUAAGUUUUCCCUUAAAUGUGCUCUUAGUGCUCCAGCAUCACAAGAUGGAUCAGUCAAGCAGAUUACAAUAACACUGCCGAAAAAUUCAAAUGCAUUAACGUCAAAGGAAAUCAUUUCAAAAACCAUCGAAAAGAGGAAGAAAACUUUGGAAAUUAUUAAAUUAAUCAUUCAAGGAUCUUCCGAUAGUGAAAAUCUUUUGGAAAAGUUGGAAUUGAAUGGAAUUGAAGAAGAUAUGGAAAAAAUCGAGAGAAUCAAUCCAAAAGAUUUAACAAGAAUUGAAAAGGAAAUAAUUUUUAAACAAGUUAUGGGUUAUUACGAUCUAAGCUUUAGUCAAAAGAUUCAAAUAUUUCAUCAAUUGAAUAUUUAUUAUAAAAUCAGCGAGCAUAUGGAGAAAGAACUUGUCGAGUUCAUCUUGAAAAAUUAUUAUGAAAAUCUUGUGUCGUUUAGAAAACUUUCCCAAAACAUUAAAAAUUAUCAAGGAAUGGAAAAGUAUCAACUUCAAUGGCGUUUUAGGAAAUUUAAAUCUCAAGCUUCAAAAAGAAAUCGAAAAAUUAUUACAAUAAGAAAAUUAUUGACAGAAAAGAUUAAUGAAGAGUUCGUUAAAAAGAAGAAUGAAAAUGAUGACUUAAGUGGAGAUCUUUCUUCGAUUAAAGUGUUGACACAAAUCACGAAUGUCUUGUGUUGUAGUGAGGAUUUUUCACAUCUUGUGAUUGUGACAACACCGAGACGUCUUCUUGUGUGGAAUCUUUUGACUUUGCAGCUUCAAGGAUCGUUUAAGCUUCACACAAAAUUCAUAACGAUCGAUCCAUUGACAAAUCUUGUUGCUGUCUUCACAGAGUAUGACGAACUGUUUGUGAUUCAUCCAAGUCCUGCAUUUACAAUUCAUCAUCAGAAAAAUAUUCCCGAAGCUCUUAAUGCAAUUUGGGUACCACGUGAGAAUCCUUUGGAUCAGUCAUUAACAGUGAAUUGGCAAGCAAAGUCGCAACUUUUAUUUCUUAAUAAACACCAGGAAGUUUGCACUUUUAAACUUCCAAGUGAUGAUGAUUAUGUGUCGUCAGCUGCGUUCUACAAUAAUAACAAAACUUCAACAACCAACACUCCAUUUGCCGCUAUGAUUGCACAGAGAACGAUUGAUGAGACAAUGAAAGAUGAGAAAGGAAUCACGAAGAGAUUUUCGAUAAGUGGAUCAGGAAAAGUUAAAGAUAUAAUAAACUUGUCAUCACAUGCAAUGCCUCCUAUGAGAUUACUGAACAAGGACUUCAUCGGAUCCAUGUUGUCAUCGACGGAAAAAAUAACAAAACAUCGUGAAAAAGCUGAUACUGUUGAAACAAUGGAAAUCAGUGAUGAUGAAGAUGAUGGACAAGAUGUAACAAUGAAAGAAUUACAGAAAAUUUUUAGAAGAAAAGCUAUGGAAAAAGAAGCAAGAGAAAUAAUGGAGAAAGGCAUUAGAAAGAAGGAAGCAAUAUUAAGUAUCGAGACAGCAAUGAAGCUUCGUAAAACUAUAAUUUCGAAGGCUAAGCAAGAUGUGGCAUCUUCAAUUUUCUUAUUUUCAAUGAUUCCGAUAAUCUUUAUCUAUGAAAUUCAGAUCAUUUUUCCAACAAUCCAUGAAUAUUCGUUUUACUUCUACAUAAAUAUUGUGUGGGCAACGUUUCUCGUGUUUAACAUCAUUGGAAAUCUUUUAUCAAUUAUGCUGAUAGAUUCAAGCAUUUUCUCUUCUGAUGAGCUCAUGACAAUUUCACGAUUAAAAUCGGAUCCAAAUGCAAAAGAAUGGAAUUUAUGUGAUAAAUGUGAUCUUGUUGUUCCACCACGAUCAUGGCAUUGUGACAUUUGUGGAGUGUGCAUAUUAAAACGAGAUCAUCAUUGCAUGUUCGCCAGCAAUUGUAUUGGAUUACAAAAUCAUCGAAACUUUCUUAUGUUCUUAUUUUACUUCUUCAUUGGGACAACGUAUGCUUUCAUCUAUAAUUCCUACUUUAUUUGGUAUCUCAACAGUCACAUUUUUAUUCAUUGGACAACACUCAUUAAAAUGGUUUUACCAAUGUUCAUGGUUUUCUAUGGAUCAGCUCAGGGAUCCGCUGUUGAAUUCCAUCUCUGCCUUUAUAUGUUAAUUCUUAUCGGUGCAGCGCUUUCAGGAGUUUUAAUUAUAUAUCAUGGACGAUUAAUCAUAAAAAAUGACACAACACAUGACAAAAAACGCGGUGCAUACGAUUUAGGACUUAAGGAGAACUUAAAAUUGUUGUUUGGUGAUAAAUGGCGUUUAAGUUUAAUUUAUCCUUUCGUUAACAGUUCAUUACCAAAGAAUUAUUGGAAAACUGCCAAUGAGAGUCACAAAAGUAAGUAAUUUAUUAAUAUUUAAGAUUCUGCCAUUCCUUUCUAUUAAAUCAGUAUUCAAUAUUAUUGAUUAACUUAAUUCUGGUCAACUACAAAUCACAAUCUUAAAUAAAAUACAACUGAAGUUAUUCAAGUUACAAAACAAAUCUUUUUUUU